AUGUUUUCCUGGUUUUGGGACGCCUUGUCCUACCUCGGCCUGUACUACAAGAACGCCAAAAUCCUCUUCCUCGGCCUCGACAAUGCCGGAAAGACCACCCUCAUGCACGUCCUGCGCGACGACCGCGUCGCCCAGCACAUUCCCACCCAGAUGCCCACGGCCGAGGAAGUCGUAAUCGGCAAGAUCAGGUUCCGCGCCUUCGACCUGGGUGGCCACGCCGCCGCCCGUCAGAUCUGGAGGAAUUACUAUGCCAAGGUCGAUGGCGUCGUCUUUCUCGUCGACGCCGUGGAUCGCGAGCGUUUCCCAGAGGUUAAGAAGGAGCUGGAUGCCUUGAUCAACGAUGAGAUGCUCUCCGACGUCCCGUUUCUUAUCCUCGGCAAUAAGAUCGACGUCGCCAGGGCCGCCAGCGACGAGGAGCUUCGUUCCGCCCUCGGCUUGCAUCAUUUGACUACGGGUCAGGGCAGUGCCCCAAUGAGCGAUAUUCGCCCCAUCGAGCUGUUCAUGGUCUCCGUUGUGCGUAAGAUGGGCUAUGCUGAGGGUUUCCGAUGGCUCAGCAACCACAUCCCAUGA
Chondrus crispus (carragheen) is the source of this 570-nucleotide messenger RNA. RefSeq names its product small GTP-binding protein Sar1. Gene Ontology annotation, cellular component: COPII vesicle coat; endoplasmic reticulum exit site. Gene Ontology annotation, biological process: vesicle organization; intracellular protein transport; membrane organization. NCBI's taxonomy places the organism in Eukaryota, Rhodophyta, Florideophyceae, Gigartinales, Gigartinaceae. The record is from RefSeq and is a predicted model, not a curated record. The coding region runs from base 1 to 570 and encodes 189 amino acids. Gene Ontology annotation, molecular function: GTPase activity; GTP binding. The transcript has a single exon.